ACGUAGCCAUGGUUGGAAAAAUUCUUCUAGGACUCCUCUUGUGGAAGUUUUGUUUCACGGUUGCUGGAAAGUGCUACCAAGGAUGCAGUUCAGGCUACGGGUAUGAACAACCGGGAUAUGAAUAUGGUAUGGCCAACUACAUGGAAUCCUCGGCUUAUAACCCAGCUACAUCAGUCCCGAAUAACCAGCCAAUAGUCAUCGUCAUAAAAGAUGACGACAAAUUCGACUUACGUGAUUGGUUGGAGAUUCUGCUAGCUCGUGGUGACAACGAUGCUCCCACAUACAUCCCUUACCCAGUCCCUGUACCAUGCUGCUCAUGUGGAAUGUCAAACUGUUGCCGCAACUAAGACUGCAAUGCAGCUUGCAGAUCUAAUAACGCUAUCAAUCAAAACAGUUCUCAAGAGAUGAUUGCUCGUAUCGAUUGUACAAAAUAUGAAUAAAUAUAGUUCGAGUAAACAGCA
Colias croceus (clouded yellow) is the source of this 461-nucleotide messenger RNA. RefSeq lists its product as uncharacterized. The record is from RefSeq and is a predicted model, not a curated record. NCBI's taxonomy places the organism in Eukaryota, Metazoa, Arthropoda, Insecta, Lepidoptera, Pieridae. The transcript has 2 exons. The coding region runs from base 9 to 347 and encodes 112 amino acids.